ACAUUCAUAAAUAUUAACAACGACGUACUGCUGCUUUGUCUGGGAGUUGGAAAGAGUUGAGUUGCUUGAGUAAGCAAAACUUUGAAUUUGAGUUUUCUGAUCAAAUAAAUCGUCGACGAGGUCGAUCAUCGCCGUUCCACUUUCCCAGAUCGUUGAAACUGAAGGGGAAAACGGAAGACCCAAAUGCUAUAAUCAGCGUUGGAUAAUCAUGCUAAAUCCAUAUUUUUCCGCCGAUAUAUUACCGUAUAUCUCUCGUCCAUCUCCCCAUCCAAAGCGUCGACGAGGUUCACCGUCGUCGUUCCACUUUCCGAGAUCGUUGAAACCGAAGGGGAAAACAGAGGACCCAAAUGCUAUAAUCAGUUUUGGUGAUUCUUUGUAGCUCAGAAGUAAGGAAAUAAAAAUGGUGAAGAUGACAAUGCUUGCCCGUGUUACUGAUGGUCUUCCUCUAGCGGAGGGACUGGAUGAUGGUCGUGAUCUGAAGGAUGCUGAAAUUUACAAACAGCAAGCAAAGGCUUUGUUUAAGAAUCUCUCAAAAGGACAGAAUGAGGCUUCUAGGAUGUCAAUUGAAACUGGC
Messenger RNA from Rubroshorea leprosula, 574 nucleotides. The record is from the annotation of a GenBank genome assembly. Lineage: Eukaryota; Viridiplantae; Streptophyta; Magnoliopsida; Malvales; Dipterocarpaceae.